Setaria italica (foxtail millet) is the source of this 2503-nucleotide messenger RNA. Its product is annotated as probable zinc metalloprotease EGY3, chloroplastic. Bases 545 to 2320 code for a protein of 591 amino acids. The record is from RefSeq and is a predicted model, not a curated record. Lineage: Eukaryota; Viridiplantae; Streptophyta; Magnoliopsida; Poales; Poaceae. The transcript is spliced from 4 exons.
GAACGGAGAAAAUACAUGAUUUUGCUACACUGUGCCAGAUUGUUCCUGCUUGUUCAUAUGUAGUGCUACAGAGGCAGAAGUGCUCGAACACGUUUCUGUUGUAUAUUCAGCUCCACAGGAAGUGUGGACUCAAAGUUUGGGGAGGAGAACUCUGCGAGGGCGGGCGGAAUCAGCAGAUGAAGAGAAAUUGAGGAAGCCUUUCGAGGCAGGACCCACACAGUUAGCUCCAAGCCAGCGUGCCCAGCUACCGCCAAGUGUCCGUCUCCCCCAGGGCAGUUGGAUAAGCCGAGGCCCUCACCCUGGUCUCAACUCCGUCGUCGCCACUCGCCACCUCUCCGACCGUCGCGUUCUUCACGAUUCCUCCGGCCCAGCGCGCGCCUUCUCAAACCUUCUAGAACUCCCGUCUUCCUUCCUUCCUUCCUUCCUCCCCUGCGUUACUCCAAACCUUUUUAAGCUGGACUGACCUCAGAUCUCAUAGCGAAACGUUAAUUAGAGGUAGAACAAGCACAAGUGUUACAAAGCUAAGCUCCACAGCUCGUCGCCAAUGGCGUCUGCUUCCCUCGCGUCUUCUGUCCUGUGCAGCAGCAGCGGUUCUACCAGUAGAAGCGCAGCCGUGCCGAGGGCGAUCCGGAUCCCUCUCUUCCCCAAGAACCAGCACAGGCCGCCUCUUCGGCCUCUCAGGAGUAGCUCGGUAGCUAGGCGAUCGCUGCAGCAGGAGCAGGAGGAGAGGGCGGACCCGGCCUCCUCCGUCGCCGUAGCCUCCGGCGAGCGGCAUGAGGAGCCGACGGCGUCGCACCAUGUUGGAGGGGAGGAUGAUGGCACGACGGCGUCGGGUCACGCUGGAGGAGCAGAGGGAGGCCAGGGAGAUGGCGACGGCGAGGAGAAGAGGAGCACGGAUGAGCAGCAGGAGGUGGACUGGAAGUCGGACGAGGAGUUCAAGAGGUUCAUGGGGAACCCCUCCAUCGAGGCCGCCAUCAAGCUGGAGAAGAAGCGCGCCGACCGGAAGCUCCGCGAGCUGGACCGCGAGCCCGACGCCAACCCCGUCGCCGGCCUGCUCCGGGGCCUGGCAAAGGACCAGCUGGCCCGGGAGAAGCAGAGGCUGGAGCUGGCCGAGCAGACCUUCAAGGCGCUCGACCUCAACAAGCUCAAGAGCUGCUUCGGGUACGACACGUUCUUCGCGGUGGACGUCCGGAGGUUCGGCGACGGCGGGAUCUUCAUCGGGAACCUGCGGAGGCCCGUGGAGGAGGUGCGGCCGAAGCUGGAGAAGAAGAUCGCCGAGGCGGCCGGGACGGAGGUCACGCUCUGGUUCAUGGAGGAGAAGGGCGACGGCGACAUCACCAAGCAGGUCUGCAUGGUCCAGCCCAAGGCGGAGAUCGACCUCCAGCUGGAGAUCACCAGGCUGAGCACGGCGUGGGGCUAUCUCAGCGCCGUGGCGCUGGCGGUCACCACGUUCGGGACGGUCGCCCUCAUGAGCGGCUUCUUCCUCAAGCCCGGCGCGACCUUCGACGACUACGUCUCCGACGUGCUUCCUCUGUUCGGCGGCUUCCUCACCAUACUCGGCGUGUCUGAGAUCGCGACAAGGUUGACGGCCGCGAAGUACGGCGUGAAGCUGAGCCCGUCGUUCCUGGUGCCGUCGAACUGGACGGGGUGCCUCGGCGUGAUGAACAACUACGAGUCGCUGCUGCCCAACAAGAAGGCCCUCUUCGACAUCCCUGUCGCGCGCACGGCCAGCGCGUACAUCACGUCCGUCGUGCUGGCCGUCUCCGCGUUCAUCGCCGACGGCAGCUUCAACGGCGGCGAGAACGCCCUGUUCGUGCGGCCGGAGUUCUUCUACAACAACCCGCUGCUGUCGUUCGUGCAGGUGGCGAUCGGCCCCUACGCCGACGAGCUCGGGAACGUACUUCCCAACGCGGUGGAGGGCGUGGGCGUUCCCGUGGACCCCCUGGCCUUCGCGGGGCUCCUGGGCAUCGUGGUGACGUCGCUGAACCUUCUCCCGAUCGGGCGGCUGGAGGGCGGGCGCAUCGCACAGGCGCUGUUCGGGCGGAGCACGGCGGCGCUCCUGUCGUUCGGCACGUCCGUGCUGCUGGGCUUGGGCGCCAUCAGCGGCAGCGUGCUGUGCCUGGCGUGGGGCCUCUUCGCCACCUUCAUCCGCGGCGGCGAGGAGAUCCCGGCGCAGGACGAGAUCACGCCGCUCGGCAGCGACCGGGUCGCGUGGGGGUUCGUGCUCGCCGUCGUCUGCCUCCUCACGCUCUUCCCCAACGGCGGCGGCACCUACUCCACCUCAUUCCUCGGGGACCCCUUCUUCAGGGGCGGCAUCUAGGCGCUGCGCCGGUGGCGUAGUAGAAGGGGUCUCGUAGGAAGCGGUUUGGAUUGCUUUUCGGUUCCUGUGCAGCGUGUGCGUGUAUAUACGGAGUAGUAGUAUACUGCUGUAGUCACUCUACUAACCACUAUGCAAUCUCAAACUCUCCAUAUCAAAAUCUUUUCUGUUUUUUUGCCAUACACU